Messenger RNA from Eruca vesicaria subsp. sativa (arugula), 1652 nucleotides. NCBI's taxonomy places the organism in Eukaryota, Viridiplantae, Streptophyta, Magnoliopsida, Brassicales, Brassicaceae. The record is from the annotation of a GenBank genome assembly.
CUAAACCAGAAAUAUCAGCAAUUAUUCCACAUGUGAACUUUGGUCUGGAAUCAAUCAAAGAUUAAAAGUAUUGAAAAUGUUGUCCAAUAAAACAAGUAUUGAAAAUAUGGACAUAAGAAAAUCAAGAAAAGAUUUGUGUCUCCCUUCUUCAGUUGACCGACCCAUUGGUCUCCGUCUCUCUCUUACCUAAAGAGUUAUCCCUUUACUCACUGUGUAACACAAGGUACUCUUCUCCUAUUUCUCUUCUUUUUGUGUCUUAAAUGGCAAAUUUAUGAUCUCUGAUGACCAGUCUCACGACUUAUUAUGUCCAUUUCUCUCUCUCUAUAAAUGAGCCAAUGAUGUGUACGCAGCUAUAUAUAUGGACAACUGUGAAUGCAUUUUGCCAUCCAUCUUCUCUAUGUAUGGUAGAAAAGAGGGAAAAAACACAAAACAAUAGUAGAAAAUAAUAAUUAAGAAAAGGAAAGAGAUCCCUUUUUUUUUUUUUUUUUAUCUCUUUUCUACUUAUAUCUCUGAUCUUCAAAAGAAGAAAGAUAAAUCUCUUCAUUAGGUUGUUUCUCUUUGCCUCACCAUUUCUGCACAACAUCCACUAUCACCAUCAUUUUGUAACAUCUAGUACAAGGAGGUAUCCAAGUCCUCACUCUUCUCCCUCUUUAAUUAUUAUGUAAUUAGUAAGCUAAGACGUUAAAUCCAUCUUAGCUAUAAAGUUUCUAAAAACCUAAUUUCUGGUGCCCUAAAACUUUCAAAAUCCCAAAAAAAAAAAUUAUCCAACCCUAGUUUCUUUUAAAUCUAUGGAUUUGAUCUCUCAAGAUAACAAUAAUAAGAACCCUAAUACAACUCUCUCGACACAACAUGCCUCUCCUCCACCUACCUUUAGCCGCUACGAGAAUCAGAAACGCCGUGAUUGGAACACUUUCUGCCAAUACCUUAGAAACCAUCGUCCACCGCUCUCUCCAGCGUCUUGCAGCGGCGCACACGUUCUCGAGUUUUUGCGUUACCUUGACCAGUUCGGGAAAACCAAAGUCCACCACCAAAACUGCGUCUUCUUUGGCCUCACAAACCCUCCGGCUCCAUGUCCUUGUCCUCUCAGACAAGCUUGGGGCUCACUUGACGCACUUAUCGGUCGUCUCCGUGCCGCCUACGAAGAGAACGGUGGAGCUCCCGAGACUAGCCCUUUUGGCUCACGUUCUGUCAGGAUUUUCCUCAGGGAGGUUAGAGAUUUUCAGGCUAAAUCACGUGGCGUUAGCUAUGAGAAGAAGAGGAAAAGGGUCAACAACAAACAAAUAACUCAGUCGCAUUCGCAGCCGCAGCAGCAAGAUCAGUCUAUGAUGGCUAAUUACCACAACGGUGCAACUUGAGGAUAUCGUACAACUUUACAUGUACGUAUCUAGCUGUUUAUACGUACCAACCUUUGUAUUUUGUGUAAUGGUAUCCCUGUUUUACGAUCCAGCCACUGUUUUCUACUGUUUCUUGGACUCUCGUUUAGUCUUUUUUUUUUCAUAAUCAAUAAAUGGAAACAAAGUUGGAUUGUAUUGUAUUUGGUCUUUAAUUAAAGGCCUCUUUGUGCAUCAUAAUUGCCAUAGAUAUACAUACGUGGGAUGGGUCAAUGUUUUAUAAAUUUCGACCUAGACGAUAGAAUAUCUAUUUUUUUUUUU